Vigna angularis (adzuki bean) is the source of this 3299-nucleotide messenger RNA. Its product is annotated as pentatricopeptide repeat-containing protein At3g61360. The record is from RefSeq and is a predicted model, not a curated record. The transcript is spliced from 2 exons. Gene Ontology annotation, molecular function: protein binding. NCBI's taxonomy places the organism in Eukaryota, Viridiplantae, Streptophyta, Magnoliopsida, Fabales, Fabaceae. Bases 132 to 1949 code for a protein of 605 amino acids.
UUGGGCCUCACUUUAAGUCCAACAACUUUUUUUUAAAUAGUUUUUUUUUUCAAAGAAUCUGUCACAUUGACCCGGGUUGAAACCAUCCAUCCAAAUGUAACCCGAAGUUACAUAUUCUCCAUGAUUGUGAAAUGGCUUCCAAGAGCUUGAAGCUAUCGAAUUAUCUACGGUUCUUUUGCAAUUUCAAUUUCAAUCCUUUAACCCCUUAUCGCUUUUCACGCCUAAACAGCACCAGAGGGAAAAACUCCAUAGAUUUGAAGCAGUAUCCCCCAGAGCUCGUUAGAAGCUUCUCGGCUGCACAAUUUAAUCAUGGCAACUCCAUUCAAAGGAAAGGCCAUGGACACCCUCACUAUCUUGAUGAGUCUCAGGUUGAGAGAGUAAGGGGAAUCAUGGUUAAAGCAAAGUCAACAAGAAUGUUCUAUAAGCGUAGCAGAAAUGGUGAUGAUUGUAGUGUUGGAAAGGAGUCACAUACAUUUUCACAAAAUCCUAUUGGCAGUCCCGAGUCAUGUUCACAGCUCAAAGUUGAUGUUGACACACUCACCAGAAUCAUCAACGACCACCCUUUCCCAUUGCAACCCCUUCACCCUACACUCCUCCACCUCCUCCCUCCUUCCUCUUUCUCUACUUCCCUUGUGGAAAACGUCCUCGGCCGGCUGUUUGCUGCACAUUCCAAUGGUCUCAAGGCCUUGGAAUUCUUCAACUACUGCCUCAUCCAUUCCCAUUUGCCCUUAAGUCCUGAUUCACUCAACAUGACCCUCCACAUCCUUGCACGGAUGCGUUAUUUUGACAAAACUUGGGUCCUGUUGAGGGACAUUGCAAGAAGCCACCCUUCUUUGCUCACCCUUAAGUCAAUGAGCAUUGUGCUCUCAAAAAUCGCCAAAUUCCAAUCCUUUGAAGACACCCUUGAUGGGUUUAGAAGGAUGGAAGAUGAAGUGUUUGUUGGCAGGGAAUUUGGCACCGAAGAGUUCAAUGUGCUUCUUAAAGCAUUUUGUACACAGAGGCAGAUGAAGGAAGCCAGGUCUGUGUUUGCGAAGCUUGUGCCACGGUUUACUCCUAAUACCAAGUCCAUGAAUAUUCUUCUCCUGGGGUUCAAAGAAUCGGGUGAUGUUACUUCUGUUGAGCUUUUCUAUCAUGAAAUGGUUAAGCGUGGUUUUAGUCCGGAUGGAGUGACAUUUAAUGUUAGGAUUGAUGCUUACUGCAAGAAAGGUUGUUUUGUUGAUGCUUUGAGACUUCUGGAGGAGAUGGAGGGGAGAGAUAUUGUCCCUACCAUUGAAACUAUAACUACUUUGAUUCAUGGAGCAGGGUUGGUUCGAAAUAUAGGCAAGGCGUGGCAGCUGUUUAGUGAGAUUCCUUCAAGAAACUUGGUUGCCGACACUGGCGCUUAUAAUGCUUUGGUUACUGCUUUGGUUAGAAACAGAGAAAUUGAAUCUGCUUUGUCCUUGGUGGAUGAGAUGGCUGAAAAACACAUCGAGCUAGAUGGUGUCACUUACCAUACAAUGUUCUUAGGAUUGAUGAGGUCAAGAGGGAUUGAAGGUGUGAGUGAGCUUUACCAGAAGAUGACUCAAAGGGGUUUUGUUCCAAAAACAAGGACAAUUGUAAUGCUGAUGAAGUUUUUCUGUCAAAAUUGUCACCUUGAUUUAAGUGUAGGUCUGUGGAAGUACCUGGUGGAGAAAGGGUACUGUCCCCAUGCUCAUGCUUUAGAUCUUCUGGUCACUGGAUUGUGUGCAAGGGGUUUGGUGCAUGAUGCUUUUGAGUGCUCCAAACAAAUGUUGGAGAGAGGAAGACACAUGAGUAGUGCAUCAUUUCUGAUGCUGGAGAGGUUUUUGUUGCAGGCGGGUGACAUGGACAAGUUGAAGGAGCUUGACCAGAUGAUUAAAAAAUUGCAGAGUGUCUUACCACCGUCUAGAGGAAACACUACUGGUAUUUUUACCUCUAGGGUUAUAACGUAGCAUCAUUUAGUCUAAAAUACAACAACUAUUGCCGCCCUGAUUUUGAUGGAUUUUUCUUUUGUACUAACAUGUUAUUUCUCUGAAUUACAAUUUAACGAUCAUAGUAUAUUGAUUAAGUAAAAGUCCUCCAAUUUGUUGAUCAAAGUCAUGAAUAAUAUUUUGACAGCUUAGUUGGUGAAGUUAGGUGGAGAUGGAAAGGGAAAUCACAGUUAAGGUCCAAACAGACAGUGUUCUAUAAGCACAGAUGGUGAUGAUUGUAUUUAUAGAAAGGAGUCACGAAAAUUUCCCUGAAUUUUAUUGACAUACAUGGGCAUGUGAACUUUAGUCAUGAAGUGUCAAGGUCACUGGCAGUUUGUCUCGGUUUGCUUUUGGUUGUUAUGCUGCUCAGGGGAAGGUUUGCUUUGUUGCUAACAUCUGUUAAAACUGUAGAGGUUCUUGAGCAAGUGCUUUCGGCAGUCAUAGGGCACAUACCUUCCCCUCAAUGGAAGAGUGAUUCUCCUCUAUGGAUGGUUUUUGUUUUAUUCAUACUAUGAUUGAAAGGGGGUAAAAAUGCCAUGUUGCAAUUGUUGAUGGUGUCCUGGAUAAGGGGUAUACGGUUUCUUCUGCAUCUAAUAGGCAGUCAUAUGAAGUUUUAGAUACAGGCAGCAUGCAUCCUGAACUUGCACCUACUGGAAAUCUUGCUUACUGAAACCCAUUAUGUUUCAGCCCAGAGACAAGUAACUGGUUAUGUAUCUGAUCAAGGUGUCUCUUGUGGGUAGAAUUAUAAAAAAAAAACGCCUAAAAAGAGUCUGAAUUGACACUACGAUCACGGUUAACAGAAUGUUCAGGAUGAAGAGCUGAUGAAGAACAAAUAUAUUUGACACACUUGAGCUGAUGAAGAACAAAUAUAUUUGACACACUUGAGCACCAAGCAUGUGGGUAUUUCAGAAGUUGUAAUGUUUCGGUAUUUUGCAGUAAGGGGAGAUAAGCUAAAGAAAUUCCAAACCAUAGUCCUGCGUCCAUUAUCUUCAAUGUAUCUUUGCAAAUUCUAAACUCAUCAACACAUUUCAAUUAGACAAAUGGUGAUCUAACCAAUUCAGUUUCUCGUUUCCAGCUCCCAGCCUAUUGAAGCUCGAUUUAGUUCUGAUUUCUCUGUCCAGCCUAAUUUGGAGCACACUGAACUGAAGCUUUUAGUCAAACACCUAGCCUAUGUUAAGAGAGGAGAUAAGUGACAACAGAACUUGUUGAAGCAUUUAGUCGAACACGUAGGCUAUGUAAACAUUAGAGGGUGUAAUCAGUAAUUUGAAUCAACUGUGUAUUGGUUGUCGCUGUGUCUGCAUAUAAAAAAGUAAACACUAAUAAAUGAUUUAU